ACAGGAACUGCUAAGGUAGCUGCUGGCCAGGAAAAUCAUCUUCUCUUUGAGGUACAACCUAGGUCUGAUUCCUCUACAUUUUGGAAAGUGGUUGUACGGGUGGUCUGUACCAAGAUUAACAAAAGCAGUGGUAUUGUGGAAGCAUCACGGAUCAUGAAUUUAUACCAGUUUAUUCAGCUUUAUAAAGACAUCACAAGUCAAGCUGCUGGAGUGUUGGCUCAGAGCUCCACCUCUGAAGAGCCUGAUGGGAACCUGUCCCCUGUAACCUCGUGUCAGGCUAGUCUGUGGAUGGGCAGGGUGAAGCAGCUGACUGAUGAGGAGGAGUGUUGUAUCUGCAUGGACGGCCGGGCUGACCUCAUCCUGCCCUGUGCUCACAGCUUCUGUCAGAAGUGUAUUGAUAAAUGGAGUGAUCGACACAGGAACUGCCCCAUUUGUUGCCUACAGAAGACUGGAACAAACGAAUCGUGGGUGGUAUCAGAUGCUCCCACUGAAGAUGACAUGGCUAACUAUAUUCUUAAUAUGGCUGAUGAGGCAGGCCAGCCCCACAGGCCCUGAGUGGGAAGACUCUUGUUCUUGUGAGCUCCAAAUACACUGUGGUCAUAGAGGAGGAGUGGAGGGGUGCAUUGCACACAGGAAGAUCAGUUUUCCCACCCUCUUAUUUUUGCUAUUCUGAUGAUAUGUCCCAUUCUGAAGUAAACUCCCAUGUCUUCCAUGUA
This is a messenger RNA of Peromyscus leucopus (white-footed mouse), 716 nucleotides long. Its product is annotated as RING finger protein 141-like. Gene Ontology annotation, molecular function: ubiquitin-protein transferase activity. Lineage: Eukaryota; Metazoa; Chordata; Mammalia; Rodentia; Cricetidae. The record is from RefSeq and is a predicted model, not a curated record. The annotation marks the transcript as partial. Gene Ontology annotation, biological process: protein autoubiquitination. The transcript has a single exon.